Xiphophorus couchianus (Monterrey platyfish) is the source of this 1820-nucleotide messenger RNA. RefSeq names its product TRAF-interacting protein with FHA domain-containing protein A-like. Gene Ontology annotation, biological process: positive regulation of canonical NF-kappaB signal transduction. Gene Ontology annotation, molecular function: protein binding. Lineage: Eukaryota; Metazoa; Chordata; Actinopteri; Cyprinodontiformes; Poeciliidae. The record is from RefSeq and is a predicted model, not a curated record. The transcript has 2 exons. The coding region runs from base 186 to 758 and encodes 190 amino acids.
GAUGACACUAGUGACAAGAGAUAUGUUUACAAAGCUCUGCGACAGGAAUAAAGGGUCUGGAGUCAUUGCCAGUAGCUACGCUGAUUGCUUUCAGGGAACAUUUUCUUCUCUGAGUCUGUCUACAUCUUUAUUUGAAGAAAAAGCUUCCAGAUCUCUCAACAGAUUUUCUCAGGAUCUCUUCCUCCAUGACGAACGUGUCUCAGACAAUGGAGACAGAGGAGGACCUCCUCACUUUACUCCACAUCAAGUUUUACCACCCUCAGCAACACUGUAAAGGUCUCUACAACUCGCUUCCCUUGGGGACCAGGAGCAGAUGCUCUGCCGAUGAUCCUCUCAGGCUGGGCCGUGACGCCCAGGCCUGCACCUACUCUCUGGUCGACCACAAGGUGUCCCGCAAACAGCUGGCCCUAAACGCCUACCGUACACCCAAGAGCCCGGACAUGCUGUUCUCCAUCCAGAACCUGAGCCAGAGAGGGCGGCUGUCAGUGAACGGAUCGUCGCUGGGCUACCUGGAGAGAAUGGACCUUCCAGACAAGACUCUGAUCCGGUUCUUAGAGUAUGAGAUGGUCAUUAUUCGGGAGUCUGGAGAGGCAAAGACCAGUUUUGAGGUGGACAUGGAGGUGCUGACUGUGCCUCCCUCCAGGGAGACGUGCACCUGUGUGCCUGGAAGGGCACCAGUCAUGGACACGGGUAUGGUGAACCAAAACACGGCCUUGCCUCAAGAGACUGAAGAGACACUCGUCUGUUACUCUAACUGAAGAUUACAAACUGAACUUGUCAAACAGCAUGGUAUGUCUGGGAUGAUAUCGACUUCUAUUUAGCGUUGAGCCAUCUGUCAUGACUAUAGGAUAGUUAAUAUUGUACCAGAUUAGGGUUGUCUUCAAGCUUAACCAUAAAAUAAUUAAUAUUUCCUGCAUCUAUCUUGAACUCAUUCCAAAACUUGUACAAAUCACACAUAUUGAUUUGACCAACUUGGUCAAGGUGUUGGUCUAGACCAAGCUCUAGAAAAACAAGAUCUAGAAAAACAACUUUUUCUAGAUCUUUUAAGAGAUAAAAUUACAUUCCUUAUCUUUAGGCUCAGGUUACAGUGAUGAAACCUUUAGAAAACAACACAAUAUCACUAGAGAUGGGAGUUUACAGUACAUCUUUAGUUGACAUACAAGUUAAAAAAUACACUGGACGUUUUAUUCUGAAUAACAGUAAUAAUUAACUUUGAAUAAUAUAAUAAUUAAUAAAUAAUUGUAAAAUUCUAUAACAUUUCCUCUUACAUUUCAAAGUAAAGUCCAUUAGCUUUCAAUCACUACAAAAUUCUGCUUCUGAAUAUUUACUUUUCGUACACUACGUUUAUUUAGCUAAAACAAAUUGGCAUUUUAUGCUAUGACAUAAAAUGCCGUAACAACUAAAACUGAGCAUAGACUGAAACUGACAAGAGGGGUCAGUUCCAUUAAUAGCACCAGGCAGUUAUGUCUGGAAUGUGUUCCACCGUUAAAAGCUGCCGAGCACAAAAACGGAUCUUACCAAAAGAGGAACUGGAAAAAAGCAACUGCUCCACUUUUAGUCACACAACAUGAGAGAAUGAGCUUCAGUUUCAGGAGGAAAACUCCCUUUGUGACCACAUUACCAAUUAGCACCAGAUCCAAGAACAUUAACCAAAACAAAUUUAAUGGAAUCUGUUACAAUUCAAAGUGGGUGAGGAAACAGUUUAUGUUAACAUUGGAAUACAAGGCUAAACCUUUUACACUGGUAAUCACAUUUUAAAUGAGCAAGUUGUGAAGUUUUAACAAGAUGUUAAUACAAACACAAGUGUUGAUUUCUAUUAU